CCUCAUUCAUCUCGUACUAUUUUCCCGGAGAUGCGCGCAGGGGGUUGAUCGAUUAGUCUUAUUGAUUUGUUAGUGUCAUUUUAACACCGUGCAUAAUAAUUUCAGCCCCCGAAAUUAGGGAGGGCCGCCGCCGCUGGAUGAGUGAUGGACAAGCUAGCUGAGGUGCAGCGAGCUGCCUUCCUCGGAGCGCACUUUCCCUCCAUGAGCCAGUAUCGACCGCCAUGCUACAAACCAGAGACCGAGGAUCACAUUCUGAAGGUGCCUGAGUACAAAGACCCCACGUUCAUCAUUCCUGAUGAUAACGGUCUUGGCUACGAAGACGGAAUCAGGGUCCUCAGGGCGCUUGGCUCAUGGCCAGCGGAAAUGACGCCAAACUCAGGACCAGCGAUGACGGCGCCAGUAGCAGCACCGUCGCGGAUGGAUCAACUGGGUGGUCAGCAGCAAGCGGCGGGGGCUGGGCUGUCCAAGAAGUCCUUCUCGGGCUACCAGGGUGGUGGCGGCGGCGGCGGCGGCAAGAAGUGCAAGGAGCAGGAGGUGGGCGGGGGGCGGCAGGCGAAUGAGAACGGGGGCGGCAAGAACUUUGUCUGUCCGGUGUGCGGCAAGGCGCUGGCGCGCAAGGACGGUCUGGUGAUCCACAUGCGCAUCCACAGCGGUGAAAAGCCGUACGUGUGCGGCGUGUGCAGUAAGGCGUUCGCGCGCAGGGACAGACUGGUCAUCCACAUGAACAAGCAGCGGCACCACCCGCCGGGUGAGGGUGGCGGCGGCGGCGUGCCCAAGAAAGACGCCAAGCCGAAAAAGACGAAGGAGGCGGGGCAGCCGGCCGCCGCUGCCGCGUCCUGGCCCUGCGACCUGUGCGGCCAGGUGUUCGCCGGACGUGACGACUGGAGCGCCCACUGCAAGGGCCACCUCCACCCCCCGCACCACCCCUCGCACCACCACCCCGCGCACCACCACCCUCCGCACCACCAAAGUGCGUACCACCCGCCGCCCCAGGAGCCCUUCUCCUACUACCCGCCCUUCCCAUCAAAGUCGUUUUUCAAUCACGUUCGCCCACACCUGCCGCUCGAGGUGCCCAGACCUUAAUCUCACCGACUGCCCCAGUGACUCCUCGAACAGAACACGCAAAGUCGUCCUCCCCCUCCCUCCUGCCCCUGGUGUUUGUAGGUGUUGAUUUUUUGUUCACGGACGCGGGACACGCGGAACUUUCUCGAGAGACUGAUAUUUUUGGGCGGGGGAUAUUCAAAUUCAAGUUGCUAAAAGGGUGGGAACGUUCAGAACUCAGAAAUAAUUUUUAAACAAAUGGAAACUUGCUUACUGUGAACCGCAACUUAAAGUGGAAUGAUACUGGGCAACAAUUAAUUGAUAAUUAUUUAAAUUGUUGGAUGCCUUAAACAAUGACCGAUAAACAAUUUGUUCAACAAUUUGCAAUAAUAAAAAAAUGACCUUCCUACAAUAAAAAUUCAAAUUUUGCCAAUUUUCUCCAAAAUUUACAGUGCUUGAACAUAUUUUCUUGGCAUAUUCCGAUUCCUCUCGUCGAGAUCUGUUCAACGGUGUAUGCCACUUAUUGGGGAAACUCUUGGUUUUGAAAUUAAAUCGGAUUUCAAGUAAGGAGACAGCCAUUACCAUUUGAAAAGCACGGUAACUUUCCAGCCAAUUUUCUCAAAAAAUUACAGCGCUCCUUAGGUCAAUUUAGGCUUUAACUGAAUCCUAAGGGAUGAGUUUCUGCAUUGGCAACAAGCAUUUUCCAGGCUUUUCCAGUAUCAUUCCUCUUUAAGAGAGAGAACACCCUGUUGUUGUGACGUCAGCGGUGACUACCAAUCGCACUGUUGAAUUAGACACAUUGUUAUUCUUGUUGCACAAAGCUCAUGGCGUCACACAGCUGUUAAACAAUCGUUGCUUGCAGUCAUCCAGUCUAGCUCCUCUGUUCAAUAUUACAUUUACUUGUUCAAGAGUAACUGCAAUCCACAAAUUUUGAUUGAGUGAAAAUAAUACUUAUCACUUGAAAUUUUACGUUGAACCUGCUUUAUGCCCAGUAAAAUAUCAGGGAAUUAAUUGUUUUAAAAUUUGUCCAUUUUUAAAGGUUUUUGUAUCGGUUCAAUUCAUUUUGAUUUAUUAAUUAAUUAAAUCAGGAACACGUACAGUCUGUGUUUGAAUUUUUGUCGAUUACAUAACAGCCCAAUAACUUCUACAUAAGGCAAUUGUCGAAAUUUAGUGGAUACCACUCAAUUUAAGUAACGUUUCAGUACUAUUGCCAAAUAAACAGUGUAAAAUCAGAAUAAAAUAACACGAAUGUUUUAUUCAACAGUGUAAUCAGCUAAAAGCUAGGUUGAAAGCAAAUUCAAUUUGGUCUUAUAACAUUUAUGGAUCUUUUUAGAAAAAAAUGUGUUUGCGUGGAAGGGAUAAUUAAGUUUUUUCGUUUUAAUCCAACAAGGAGUUAUUUACUUUUUGCGGAUCGCCCAUAAGCAAGUUGCCUCUCCAGUUAAAUGGGAAAGCAAAGAAAAUAAAUGUUUUUGAGUGGCUGCGCCCUGAAUGGUAAUUAUGAAAAUUUGAUUUGGAAUAUUUAUCUUUGCUUGUUAGGGAAAUCCAAAAAUAAAUUGAAUGGAAAUCUCUUCAGCAAAAAAAAUCCUGUCAUUAUUAAGGUUGUUUUUAAUGAAAUAAUACGGAAAUUUCGCCCCGCGUGUCCUGAAUUUAAAGACUAGACAAUUUUAGCAUUAAAUGCUUCCAUCACCGCGCAGGUCAAUAAUUGUCACGAACAGAACAAUAACAUGAAUAUAGAUAUGCAACUGAUAUUUUUUCUGACCAUCUUCAUAUAUUCAGUCUCUGUCUAUUUUGAGUCUUCCUCGAAAAGUUUGAUUCAAUCAGACCAGCCUGUCAAGACGCACGAACGCUUUUCUGCCACAGUCGUACACACUCACAUACACUCGAGAGAUGCAAACAAUCAUAUUUCUAUCAUCCCUAAAAGGGUAACAAAAACCAAUGUGUUGUAUAAUAUUUGAUAUGACGAGAACAAGAUUUAAUGAGUAAGACGAUAAUAAUAAUUAAAUUAUGCUAAUGGGUCGGCCGCAGGGAUCUGAACAAAAUUCGCACAAACGCGCCCGACGAGGGCAGCCCCGGCCGAGUCUCGUUAUUGUACGUGUGAAUCAGAAAAUGUAAAACAGCCGAGCUGCGUGCUCGCGCAUAUUUAAGAUAAAAACGACUAUAUCAUAAUAUCAGGUGUAUGUGCUGUAUAACGGGAUAUUAAAAAGUAUGUAACCAAAUGUGAAUUAGGCUGUUGUUAACGAGGUGAAAUAAUAAUAAACAUGUGAAAUGUCCACAAUUAGCAACAAAAUCAAUUUA
Messenger RNA from Cloeon dipterum, 3336 nucleotides. RefSeq names its product zinc finger protein 316-like. The coding region runs from base 145 to 1083 and encodes 312 amino acids. Gene Ontology annotation, biological process: regulation of DNA-templated transcription. The transcript is spliced from 3 exons. Gene Ontology annotation, cellular component: nucleus. NCBI's taxonomy places the organism in Eukaryota, Metazoa, Arthropoda, Insecta, Ephemeroptera, Baetidae. Gene Ontology annotation, molecular function: DNA-binding transcription factor activity, RNA polymerase II-specific; RNA polymerase II cis-regulatory region sequence-specific DNA binding. The record is from RefSeq and is a predicted model, not a curated record.